Messenger RNA from Schistosoma bovis, 1644 nucleotides. Lineage: Eukaryota; Metazoa; Platyhelminthes; Trematoda; Strigeidida; Schistosomatidae. The record is from the annotation of a GenBank genome assembly.
UGGAUGUCGUUUACUCUUCAAACUAUCACCGCAUGACCUUCGACUCACUUGAACUUAAGUCCUUCCUUAAUUCCUUGCGGAAGGCCAUUGAAACAUGGUUUGUAAUUUAAAUGUAAUAUUAUUCAGAAAAAAUAGUUCAGAAUACGAUAUAAUACCUCAUAUAGAUGAAGGAGAUCAUAAACCUUUGUCCAUUUGUAAUGAUGCAUUUGGGAUAUGUAAGUGUACAACAACUAUCGUCUUUGGUGAAUACGAAUCAAAUACAUCGGAACCUGUUUCUGACGAUUUGCUGAAUUAUCUUCUGCUAGUAUCUCCUAACACAACAACAUUCUGGAACUUCAGGCGUAAAGCUCUAUUAAACAACGACGUAUCAGUCGAUGCAGAACUAAGGUUCACUCAACUGAUUCUAAACAAGUAUCCUCGCUCAUACGAGACUAUAUUUCACCGUCAAUGGAUUAUUCAUCGUUACAAUUAUCUAAAUGAUCACAAGUUUCUAUUAUCUGAAUUGGAGUUAUGUAAUAAGUUUGCGGACAAAUAUCGUUGUAAUUAUGGUUUAUGGCAAUACCGUCGGUUUUUACUAUUACAUCAACAAAAUCCUGAGAUAUAUAAGAUAGAAUUGGAUAAUUUAAAUGUUUGGUUAGCAAAACACCCAACUGAUAUAAGUGGUUGGAGUUAUUUAGAAAGUGUCCUUGAUGGAUUAGUCAGUCAAUCUAUGGUUGUCGCAUUAUCUCCUAUGUUAGAUGAUCAAAAAUUACUGUUAGAAAACUCGACAAGGAUUAUUCAAAGUUAUUUUGAAAAAGUACAUGACAUUCUAGAACUUUAUCCUGAACGUGAAUGUGUAUGGAUGUUUAGAAGACGGUUGAUAACAUUCUGGAUCCAACUAAAUCGUCAUCAAUCUUCAUACAAUUCCAAUGAAAGCAUCAUGAAAUUACUUAGUCAAGUGGAACCUUUACUUCCUAAAGCAUUAAAUAUUAUUACACAAUUAAAAUCAUCUAAAAUAUAUUUUACGGGAUUUUCUUUCAAUGAAUUCUUAAAUUGGUCAUAUAAAAAUAAUCUAUGCAAAGAACCAUCAACAUUCAAGUGGACUGAUCUACUUUCUUGGCGAUAUUUAUUUUGGUUAUCCGAAUAUUUAUCGAGUUUAUUUAAAAAAUUAGAAUUGAUCAGUUAAAACAUUUUGCUACUUAAAAUUAAAGUAAUGUUGCAGUAGUGAUAUAUGCCUCCAAAUGCCCUGGUACAGCUGAGGGUGAAGAUAGUCCGCUUUCCCUUUCCAAAAUCUCUCACAUGGCCACACGUAUACAGCUACUGCCAGCAAAGUCCUACUCACUGCCUCUCGCGGUGAGAAUGUUGUUUAACGAAAUAAAGAGGAUAAAAAACGAAUGUCCGACGCUUUAACCGGGUUUCUGGAUACAGAGAAUCUAACUAGGGGAGUUGGGAAACCCUUAUUCCAAACCAGUGGUACAUAUAGGCUCCAGGAUCCUGAGGGAACGAAUGGCAUAUGAACCUAUUGUUGGUCACCAUGUACUAUGGGACUGGGUAUCCUAAUGUUGCUGCACUGCCUUGUGAAUUAGACUACUGGUUCAGGGGCUCAGAAAGUGACCUUCUAGUAAAACCACGUACUUCGGUUUGGGUACCCGGGUGGUGUCCCAC